AUGUUCUAUCCAACAUGUUAUGUAUAUAAAAUUGGCUCAAAUGAUGAAUCAACAACAAAUAAUGAAAAUACUUCAACAAAUAAAAAAUCUAAUACAUCAAUAACAAAAAAACCAAAAUCAACAGCAACAACAACAACAUCAAUAAAUACAACUUUAGAUAUAACAUCAAAUAAAAAUAUAAUUGAAAAUUCUUUUAUAAAAAAAUUUGCUAAUAAUUUAUUAGUUGCAACUCAACGAAAUAAUUGUAUUGAUCUUGAAAAAAAACAAGAUAAUCAACAAAAUGAUAUAUGUUUAACAAUUAAUGAUCCAGUUAAUCAUCAUUUAUGUCAAUCUAAUCAAACUUUAUCAAUAAAUGCACGUUCAUCACCAUUUAUUCCAUUUCAUCGUCGUCCUCAAUCAAUUGAAAAUCAUGAUACUCUAAUCGAAUCAACAUCAUCUUCAAGAGUAACAACAAAUACUCAAUUAACAACUAAUGAAAAACCAGCUGAUUGGACAGCAUCAACACCAAAUAGUGUUGGUGGUAUUACAGCACCAAAUCCAAUAUCAACACGUGGUAUUAAACGUUCAGCAACAAAAGCAUUUGAUGAAACAUUUAUUGAAGAUGAUGAACCAGAACAACAAAAACAAACAUAUCAUUUUUAUCGAAGUGAUUCAUUUUUGCAAUUACCUUUAAAACGUUUUCGAACUGAUGAUCAAUUAAAUUUGAAUGAGUUUGAAUCAACAAUAACAACUUGUGAACAUGUUUAUCAACAUGGUCAACCUACACCUCCUAGUCCUAGUCAAAUAUCAUUUCAUGUACGAUGA
Messenger RNA from Rotaria sp. Silwood2, 804 nucleotides. NCBI's taxonomy places the organism in Eukaryota, Metazoa, Rotifera, Eurotatoria, Philodinida, Philodinidae. The record is from the annotation of a GenBank genome assembly.